CCGCCGUUGGAAAUAGGACCAGCACAGCAUCAAGAUGGAGUUUGAACCCAAGACACCGCAGUACAACACCUCGGAUCCCACCUCAUUCGCCCACACCUCAGCACGGUCCAGAUGGCCCAUUAUCAUUACGCAAGGCAUCGAUGAUGUGCAUCGGUCAAUCUAUGCUACACAAGAUGAAGAAAAGGUCAAGGAGGGCAAAUGGAUUGUGUCAGAGCUGGCAGGACUGAAGUACGAGCUUCAACACGACCGUGAACUCUCGCCUAUUCCCGAUGACGGCGAACCGGACGUUGCGGAUUACAACAAAGAAUUGGAAGCACUGAAACCCGCUAAGUGGCACUCGGUGCCUUGGCUAUAUUCAGAGUGCUACCUCUACAGACGCAUCUCGAGUAUCUUCAAGCGAACACAAAACUGGAGGUCGUACGACAUCUUCGCCCGCCAGAAGAUGUCCACUUUCAAGUCCUCGCGCCCCGCCGUCAUCGAACUCGCGAACCGUUACCGAGACAUAGUCACCGAGCUCGAAUCGAAGCACACCAUAAAGGGCGCAAAGACAGCCGAGGAGCUCGAAGAGGCGGAGAAGGUCUUAUUCGUCGAGAUGUGCGAGAUUUGCUUGUGGGGCAAUGCAACCGACUUGUCACUCCUUACGAACCUCACAUAUGAAGAUAUCCAGAAGCUACAGGGAUCUGAGGCGCGCAAGAAGUCUGAGAAGAACAUCCUGGUCAAUGAUCUGGACAAGGCUUUCAAGAUCCUGUCCACAGCGCAAAAGGAAGGCAAGAAGGAGCGGAGAGUAGAUAUCGUGCUUGAUAACGCUGGCUUCGAGCUUUUCGUGGACCUGAUCUUGGCUGGGUACCUGCUUGCUUCAGGUCUAGCUACCAAUAUCGUCAUCCAUCCGAAGUCGAUCCCAUGGUUUGUCUCCGACGUUUUGCCACAGGACUUUGCAGCUCUUAUUCAAGCGCUCGCCGACCCGCAAGGCUUUUACUCCGCACUCUCUGAAGACAGCGAGGACUCAGGGACAAGGACUCCACCGCUCUCGGAAGCGGAAGUUGAUGCUCUGAAAUAUCUCUUCCAGCACUGGAGCGGUUGCCAUGCGGAGGGCCAACUGGUUAUGCGCCCAAAUACCUUCUGGACCGCGGGUGGUAGCUUCUGGAGAUUGCCGAAGACAGAGCCAAGCUUGGCUGAAGACCUAAAGCAGAGCCAGCUUGUCAUCUUCAAGGGCGACUUGAACUACAGGAAGCUGACCGCCGAUGCGAAUUGGCCUGCAACAACACCCUUCACCGAAGCCAUCGGCCCGCUUGGCCCAGGAUCUGGUAUUCGCGUACUGGCGUUGAGGACAUGCAAAGCUGAUGUUGUCGUCGGUCUCCCAGAAGGCGAAGAUGAGAGGAUCAAAGCCACUGAAGGAGGUGGCGGCGACAGUGGAUCGCGGAAGUGGGCUUGGAGUGGGAAGUGGGCCGUGGUGCAAUUCUCUGAUGGUAAGGCAUAGGACUUGCUAUGCGAUGGUCUCAUGGAGUUUUCCUCGGUCUAAAACAGCAAUUGAACAGGCUUGAAGUGCUCGAGCUGCGCAUAUAAGCAUAUGAACGGUAGUAUAGAUGUAGGAACUCAUGUAGAAGUCAUAGUUGAUUCACACAGGGUACACUCCAAUUAUGCCG
Messenger RNA from Paraphaeosphaeria sporulosa, 1643 nucleotides. Its product is annotated as DUF89-domain-containing protein. Gene Ontology annotation, molecular function: phosphatase activity. The coding region runs from base 35 to 1477 and encodes 480 amino acids. The transcript has 4 exons. Lineage: Eukaryota; Fungi; Ascomycota; Dothideomycetes; Pleosporales; Didymosphaeriaceae. The record is from RefSeq and is a predicted model, not a curated record. Gene Ontology annotation, biological process: DNA damage response. Gene Ontology annotation, cellular component: cytoplasm; nucleus.